Messenger RNA from Trichomonas vaginalis G3, 912 nucleotides. Its product is annotated as STKc CDK like domain-containing protein. Gene Ontology annotation, cellular component: nucleus; cyclin-dependent protein kinase holoenzyme complex; cytoplasm. Lineage: Eukaryota; Parabasalia; Trichomonadida; Trichomonadidae. Gene Ontology annotation, molecular function: cyclin binding; ATP binding; cyclin-dependent protein serine/threonine kinase activity. The record is from RefSeq and is a predicted model, not a curated record. Gene Ontology annotation, biological process: G1/S transition of mitotic cell cycle; regulation of G2/M transition of mitotic cell cycle; signal transduction. The transcript has a single exon. Bases 1 to 912 code for a protein of 303 amino acids.
AUGGAUCCAAGAUUAAGAUAUAUAAAACAAGAGAAACUUGGAGCAGGAACAUAUGGUAUGGUAUUCAAAGCUAAAGAUAAAACCACAGGUAAAAUAGUUGCUAUUAAGGAAAUGAUUCUUGAUCAAGAGGAAGAAGGAGUUUCUUCAACAACAAUGCGCGAAAUAUCUAUACUAAAGAAAAUGAAUCAUCCGAAUAUAGUUUCUUUGGUUGAUACAUAUGUUCAAGGAACUCAGCUUACAAUUGUUCUUGAAUAUCUUGAUAUGAACAUAAGAGAUUAUAUGAAGAAGCCUGUAAAAAUGGACCCAAAACUUGUAAAAUCCUAUGCAUUUCAACUUCUUGCAGGAACUUACUAUCUUCACACUCAUAGAGUUAUACAUAGAGAUAUUAAACCAGAUAACCUAUUAAUCAACCACGAUGGAUAUUUAAAAAUAUGCGAUUUUGGACUUUCUAGGUUCUUUACUAUUCCAAUUCAGCAAUAUACCGAAAAUAUCGUUACUCUUUGGUAUCGUCCACCAGAAAUCCUUUUACAUAAUCCUAUCUACGAAAUAUCAGCUGACAUAUGGAGUGUUGGCUGUGUUAUUGCUGAAAUUGCUACAAAAACGCCAUUAUUCCCUGGAGAUUCAAUUCUUGAUCAAAUUCAUAGAAUUUUUAGUGUUCUUGGCACACCAAACGAAGAAAUGUGCAAAUUCUUCAAAGAUGUCAAGGAUGAAUUAGUUAUAAUCCCUACUUAUCCUCCGAAAGAUUUAUCAGAUGUCAUUAAAGUUAAUGAUCUAUCAUUGAUUGACUUGAUAUCAAAGCUUAUUAACAUUGAUCCUUGUAAGAGACUCACAGCUAGAGAAGCUUUGCAUCAUCCUUAUUUCAAUGAUAUUCCUGAAUCAAUGAAAAGCAAGUUUUGUCCCGGAGAAUUCUAA